AGGACGGAAACUGUCGGCAGGAACGUAUCCAGUACAUUACGUGGCCAUGGAUCCUUACCGAAACCGAGCUAAGUGUUCUUUCACCGUGACUGUCCAGUCUCGGAACUCCCCGCAUGCACGCCCACAGUUUCCUUCCGACCAAGUGCUGGCUGUCUGCCCGGGUUUGAACGGAGGAAAACCCAUCCUGAUGUAUGCUUGGCGUGUACCCCAGGGAUGCACCGUAGUUCGAGGCAGCGGCAGUGUACUCCAUGCCCAUUGGGAACAUACACUGACAACUUCGCAAGCCAACGAUGCAAGCAGUGUGCCGACGGAUCCACGACAGCAGAGCCAGGUGCCAACUCGAACGCCCUUUGUCUUUUCCCCGUUGAAUGGACCGAGAGCGCCGCCCGUGCACAGACUGAACAACGAAAGAAAGUAUGGGAAGAACGCAAAACGUUUUCGUGGACGUAAUCCCGUCAGAGGUGACUUGGCAUCGACCUACCACGAGCAAGCUUCAGCGUCCUCGGCAGCCACACACUUCCUGCAGAAUUUCCCCUUUUCCGCUCUCCCGCCCGGCACCACGAUGGCACUGGCACACGCCCAUGUCAGAGGAGGCUCGAAUACCCACGCACAAGCCCAUGCCCAGGCUGGCAUCUAUAACUUCGGCUAAGGUCCUUUUUCUCCCUCUCUAAAUUCAUCGCCUUUGACCUUACGUUACGCAGCCAAGAGUUUUGUACACUGAACGUACGAUAUUGUGUAGCACAGGGAGCACUUAGUGGUAAAGGAAAUAUUUCAGGAAACUGAUAUUCCUGUUAUUGUGUAUAUAGUUUUUUUUAAAUUUCUUUUUGUUGUCCUUUCCAUGAAUUACCCCAUUCGGUAUACUAAUGGAGGUUCUAAUAUGAAUCAAUGAUUCUUUGUUAUUAUUUUUCUUACGAAGACGGUACCAUAGGCAAUUUUGUUCUUAAAACUAAAGUACUAAAGUUUGGCAUAUAUUGCAGAUACAGUCAUUUCUUAAGACAUACAUGCUUCUGGCAGAAUAUUCAUCAAUAUCCUUCCCUUUGAUUUUUGAAAAUAAGAUAUGUAGACAUGACGAGAUAUACAUAGUGUUUCCAAAGGUGAUAACAAAAUGUAUGUUGUGCUGUAUGUAUGCAUAUUUUAUAGGUGUUAUAUUUUGUUACUUCUUUACCCUUUUUAUUUAUUCUGCACUAAAUAUUUUAUCUAUUUAUUUUGAAGGAGAUGGAAAAGUAUAAUUUGUAAUAAUACGAUAAUGUGUUCGUAUGGAUAUUCUGCCUGAAAUUUCAAUAAUUUUAAUUCACUGAUCAAAAUUGCCUCGGAUGAGUCAUUGGAUUACAUGAUUGACUAAUUUUACAAUCUCUUUUCCGGUUUGAUUUACUCUGUUUUCAAAAGGCUGCCUCGAAGAAGGUGAAAUAAUAAGGAUGCAGUAACAUCCUUUUUGAAAUAAAACAAAAUUACUGAAUGUUGGACAUAAAACAGUGUUUUAAGGUACGACAAGUAUUCAAAGUUAUUUAUACAUGUUGUCUUUUACAUGUGAUGACCGUCAAAAUUUGCAACAUUCAAAAUCCUAAAUCUGUGUUAAUAAAAGAGUCUUAGCUUAAAGAUACUUGAGAUUUAAUUUAAGUUUUGAUUAGGUUUCUCUGUUAGUCAUCGUUUUUGUAAGAAAGGAAUCCAUGAAAAAUGAUUAGAAAUACCUCCCUUCUUUUGGUCUGAAACAACGCACUUAAAAAGAUAGGUGGCACCACUUACAAAUAUUUUGUACGUUGAAACCAAAAAUAAAGCUUUUCUGAGUAUCCUGAGGGUCGGUUAUGGUAUGGAAGGCCUCAUUACUUUGAAUAAAUGAAUGGAAUGUCCAUUUUACAUCUGGUGAUUAUAGCAACAUGGAAUAAUUUGUGCAAAUUAUAUUUUAUUUAGCUAUUUCUUGCGUCCUUUGUUGAAGUCAGUGACGUCAUCUAGGUCCAGCAUGUCCUUUGUCACAAUUGUCAGUUUGUUUGUCGAUAUUUUGUAAUAAGUUUUUUUUUUUUUUUUUUUUUU
Messenger RNA from Penaeus chinensis, 2028 nucleotides. RefSeq names its product signal peptide, CUB and EGF-like domain-containing protein 3. Bases 47 to 649 code for a protein of 200 amino acids. The record is from RefSeq and is a predicted model, not a curated record. NCBI's taxonomy places the organism in Eukaryota, Metazoa, Arthropoda, Malacostraca, Decapoda, Penaeidae. The transcript has 7 exons.